CGGCCCUUCGUUAGGCCGUGCGGUUGUUCCUCACGGUCUGAGGGCAGCAGGCGCCUUUGUCGCGGUCCGGUUUCUGCUGUGGAAGUAACGGCUUCACGCUGAGCUGGGUAGAAGUGUGCCAGUGGGACUCAGGCUGAAGUUACCUUAUUUUUAAAUCUGGAACAGCCGAAGCUUUGUUAAUCAUCUCUGUGACUCAGCUACGCCGGUGCUUGUGCGCCAGGCCCCUACAGCAAAAUCCGACUCUGUUGUCAUUACUGGCUCUGACAGUGAACAAAGUGAAACAAUAUGUUAAUAUCACAGCUGACUUCCCAGUUAUUGAAGGCUUCACGAAUUGCAGGCCACCUUUUGCCAAGGUCAGUGUCUCCCUUUCUUUGCUGUCAUUCUACAUCUGCGCGCUAUAGCACGCAGCCAUCUAACAAGAGUGGAGCCCAACCUCAGCAGUGGUACGCUCUGGACCCUGAACUGGAAGAGGUGCUGAUCCCCAGAAAACUUUCCAUAAGCCCCUUAGAAAGCUGGCUGACGGUUAGAUACUCCCUUCCUAAAGUAGAAGUCCUUAAUGCUCAGGAAGAAGUGGGCUAUGAACCGCUCCAGCGAUAUGACUGUCCCCCGUCUGAUGAGGGAGCUGAUGUGGAGGAAGGAGAAGGAACACUUAGCAACAAACUUGAAUGUAAGAACGUUUUGAAGAUUCGCAGAAGGAAAAUGAAUCGGCACAAGUUCAAAAAGCUGCUAAAGCGAAGAAAGUUUGUACGGAGGAGGAUAAAGGAAGGUCGCAAGAAGAAACGUCAGAUAAAAUUUGAGAAAGAUUUGGAGCGCAUCUGGAAAAGAGCUGGCCUGAAAAAUCCUCCUGCGGGAUGGCAAACACCCAAGAUAUUUCUGAAAAGUUCAAAGCGAUAAAAACACUUGUAAUGAGUUUUAACCUGUAAUUGUAAUUAAAAAAUAUUUAAGUACGUGGAUUACUUUUAA
Messenger RNA from Gymnogyps californianus (California condor), 963 nucleotides. RefSeq names its product aurora kinase A interacting protein 1 (gene AURKAIP1). NCBI's taxonomy places the organism in Eukaryota, Metazoa, Chordata, Aves, Accipitriformes, Cathartidae. The transcript has 4 exons. Gene Ontology annotation, cellular component: mitochondrion. Bases 286 to 894 code for a protein of 202 amino acids. Gene Ontology annotation, biological process: mRNA processing. The record is from RefSeq and is a predicted model, not a curated record.